Molecule: messenger RNA, 827 nt
Organism: Capsicum annuum
Lineage: Eukaryota; Viridiplantae; Streptophyta; Magnoliopsida; Solanales; Solanaceae
Product: PITH domain-containing protein At3g04780
Exons: 8
Coding region: 118-648 (176 amino acids)
Source: RefSeq, a predicted model, not a curated record
AUAGACUAUUUGUUCACUUGCCCUAUAAAAGCGCAGAAACAGUUUUCUUUUUCUCCAGGAUUUCUUCUCUCUCUCUCUCUCUCUAAGAAGUGUAGCGUACAAAUUCCGUCAACCGCCAUGUCCGCCGAAUCUGCUUCUGCUAUUCCCAAAGGACAAGUUGAUUUGUUGGACUUCGUGGACUGGUCUGGUGUGGAAUGCCUUAAUCAAAGCGGCAGCCACACCAUCUUCAAUGCCCUCAAACAGGGUUACAGAGAAGAUGAGGGCUUGAACCUAGUGAGUGAUGCAGAUGAGCAGCUAUUGAUUUACAUACCUUUUAAUCAAGUCAUCAAAUUGCAUUCAAUUGUUAUCAAAGGACCUGAGGAGGAAGGUCCUAAAACUGUGAAACUGUUUUCUAACAAGGAGCACAUGGGAUUUAGUAAUGUUAAUGAUUACCCUCCAAGUGACACAGUCGUUUUAUCUGAAGAUAAUCUCAAGGGAAAACCAGUUAUCCUGAAGUAUGUCAAGUUUCAAAAUGUUCGCAGUGUGACCAUUUUUAUCGAGGACAAUCAACUUGAUGGGGAAACUACAAAAGUUGAAAAAAUAGUCUUGUAUGGAACAACGGUGGAAACAACGGAUAUGAAAGGCUUGAAGAAGAUUGAGGACCAUUGAUCCUGCAAAAGAUCUUUAUAAUCAUUCAAGUAUCAUUAUGAUUUUUUUUUGUUUUGUUUCUUAUAAAUUAUGUAGUUUUCAAACAGAAGUAAUUGGAAACUCGAUACACUGGAUAUACCGAAUACCGGCAUGAGCUUUCGGUGCUUUGUCCAAUGCAACAUGUUACUGCAUUUGUUCAA